This is a messenger RNA of Portunus trituberculatus (swimming crab), 652 nucleotides long. RefSeq lists its product as uncharacterized. The record is from RefSeq and is a predicted model, not a curated record. The transcript has 4 exons. The coding region runs from base 1 to 432 and encodes 143 amino acids. Lineage: Eukaryota; Metazoa; Arthropoda; Malacostraca; Decapoda; Portunidae.
AUGAGGGGAAGUGAAACAUGUCCCUUGUUGGCACUUCAGGUGGAGGCUCGUCAGUGGAUGGCCGCUGUGUCAGUCCUCCACCAACACCGGCAGCAUCCACCAGAAGUGAUGAAGCGGCGCCUUCACCUGGCUGGUCAUCGUGCAGGUUUUUUUCUUCCCCGGCUUCCUCCACACUCCUGGGACGCCGUGAGCUGGACUUCCGGGGAACGAGAUCAGGUCCAAGCCUCGGGGGUUCUGACCGCAAGAGGGCACCACCGCCACUGUCUCCGCUCAUCACCACCACACCACCGCUACCACACCACAUCCACCUCUACCACAACCACCACACCAACACUACGCCAGACGUCAGUGCCCUCCUACAGCGCCGCGCACAACACACCACUACACAAGACCAAUUUCUACGCAUAUCUCCCUUACCUUAUAUUUCCCUGACAUGGAGGUGAUGGAGAACCUUGCACCACUUAAUCAUGGCGGAUUUAAAAAAUAUAACCGUUCUUCUAUCUGAGCUUAAAAAGGGCGUCGUCGCGCUCCCUGCCGCGCCGCCGCUACCGUGGUGCCGCGGCUGCUCCGGGAGGGGCGGCUCCCGACGGGCCGUGGCUACUGUGGUCUGCGGCCGGGCCUCAGUGGCUACCCGCAUGCCCCCUCCACGCCC